This is a messenger RNA of Triticum urartu, 814 nucleotides long. Its product is annotated as cytochrome b5. Gene Ontology annotation, molecular function: heme binding. Gene Ontology annotation, cellular component: membrane; intracellular membrane-bounded organelle. The record is from RefSeq and is a predicted model, not a curated record. NCBI's taxonomy places the organism in Eukaryota, Viridiplantae, Streptophyta, Magnoliopsida, Poales, Poaceae.
CUCAAAAAAAAAAUAGCAGUUCUUCUUUCUCUGCAAGGCAAGCGGCGGCAGAUUCAAGACCAGAUACCUGGUCCAGAAUCCAGAUAGCCACCUUCUUCUUCCUCUGCAAGCCGGGGCAGAUUCACCCACUCCGUACAGCAGUAUUCCCUCGCCCUCGCCCUCGCCCCAGCCGACCGGACUGGGAAAGCGAGAGCGAGAUGCCGACGCUGACGAAGCUGUACAGCAUGAAGGAGGCCGCCCUCCACAACACCCCCGACGACUGCUGGAUCGUCGUCGACGGCAAGAUUUAUGAUGUGACCGCGUAUUUGGAUGACCAUCCUGGGGGUGCUGAUGUGCUGCUUGCCGUGACUGGUAUGGAUGGCACCGAGGAAUUUGAAGAUGCGGGCCACAGCAAGGAUGCCAAGGAGUUGAUGAAAGAUUACUUCAUUGGGGAGUUGGACUUGGACGAAACACCUGACAUGCCUGAGAUGGAGGUUUUCAGGAAAGAGCAGGACAAGGACUUCGCCAGCAAGCUGGCGGCUUACGCUGUGCAGUACUGGGCCAUUCCGGUAGCAGCAGUUGGGAUAUCAGCCGUGCUUGCUAUAUUGUAUGCUCGAAGGAAGUGAUGAUCGGUUAUAGGUUGAUUGAAGGACCAUUUUGGGGUAACCAACACAUUUAUAGCUGGUUAUGGAUGGAGAGAUUAUGUACUUCUGUCCAAAGGGGAAGACACAUUGCUGUAUUGAGCCCUUAGGUACUUGAGUCAAAUAUUUGUCCACAAAAUUGGUGGUACUAUUUUAUCAAUAUGUUAUUCAAUGGAUAGAUUCAUUUCAAGACC